GCCGUAUUGGAAGGUUGGCCGAGCGGCGAAAGGGCGGGAUUUCCUGUCCGCGGUACGAGCGUGGAGGCCGGAGGGAGCGGCUAGGAGCGAACCGGCCGCUGCCGCCAUGAUCAAGAAAUUCGACAAGAAGGAUGAAGAGUCUGGCAGCGGCUCCAACCCUUUCCAGCAUUUGGAAAAAAGUGCAAUCCUCCAGGAGGCUCGUAUUUUUAACGAGACUCCCAUAAAUCCAAGGAGAUGUCUGCAUAUACUUACCAAGAUCCUUUACUUGCUGAACCAGGGUGAGCAUUUUGGGACCACAGAAGCCACUGAAGCCUUCUUUGCGAUGACAAGAUUAUUUCAGUCCAAUGAUCAAACCUUAAGGAGAAUGUGUUAUCUUACCAUCAAAGAGAUGGCCAACAUUUCAGAGGACGUCAUCAUUGUCACCAGCAGCCUAACUAAAGAUAUGACAGGGAAAGAAGACGUCUACCGGGGCCCUGCGAUUCGAGCGCUCUGUCGGAUCACGGAUGGAACGAUGCUCCAGGCCAUCGAAAGGUACAUGAAGCAAGCCAUUGUAGACAAAGUCCCCAGCGUCUCCAGUUCAGCCUUGGUGUCGUCCUUGCAUAUGAUGAAGGUCAACUAUGAUGUGGUCAAGCGGUGGAUCAAUGAAGCCCAGGAAGCUGCAUCUGGUGACAACGUCAUGGUGCAGUACCAUGCUCUAGGUUUGCUCUAUCAUCUUAGGAAGAAUGACCGCCUUGCUGUUUCCAAGAUGCUGAAUAAAUUCACCAGAUCUGGAUUGAAAUCCCAAUUUGCAUACUGCAUGUUGAUCCGGAUUGCCAGCCGGCUGCUGAAGGAGUCUGAGGAGGGGCACGACAACCCCCUGUUCGAUUUCAUCGAAAGCUGUCUGCGGAACAAGCAUGAAAUGGUUAUUUACGAGGCUGCCUCGGCCAUUAUCCACCUCCCCGACUGCACAGCCCGGGAACUGGCCCCCGCCGUCUCAGUGCUUCAGCUCUUCUGCAGUUCUCCGAAGCCCGUUCUGAGGUAUGCUGCUGUCAGGACACUUAAUAAGGUGGCAAUGAAGCAUCCGUCAGCAGUGACAGCCUGCAACUUGGAUCUUGAGAACCUGAUCACCGACUCGAACCGCAGCAUCGCCACCCUCGCCAUCACCACGCUGCUGAAGACGGGGAGCGAGAGCAGCGUGGACCGGCUCAUGAAACAGAUUUCUUCCUUCGUGUCUGAGAUAUCAGAUGAGUUUAAGGUGGUGGUUGUCCAAGCCAUCAGUGCUCUGUGCCAGAAAUACCCACGGAAACACAGCGUCAUGAUGACCUUCCUAUCCAACAUGCUUCGGGAUGAUGGCGGCUUUGAAUACAAGCGAGCAAUUGUUGACUGCAUCAUCGGCAUCAUCGAAGAGAACCCCGAAAGCAAGGAGUCUGGCCUGGCCCACCUCUGCGAGUUCAUCGAAGACUGCGAGCACACCGUGCUGGCCACCAAGAUCCUCCACCUGCUCGGCAAGGAGGGGCCCAGGACCCCUUCCCCUUCCAAGUACAUCCGCUUCAUUUUCAACCGGGUGGUGCUGGAAAAUGAAGCCGUUCGGGCUGCUGCCGUCAGCGCACUGGCAAAGUUCGGAGCGCAGAAUGAGAAUCUGCUUCCCAGCAUUUUGGUGCUCUUGCAGAGGUGUGUGAUGGAUAGUGACGAUGAGGUCCGGGACCGAGCCACCUUCUACCUGAACGUGCUGCAGCAAAGGCAGCUGGCUUUGAACGCUGCUUACAUCUUCAAUGGUCUGACCGUCUCCAUUCCUGGGAUGGAAAAGGCCCUGCACCAGUACACACUGGAGCCUUCAGACAAGCCUUUCGACAUGAGGUCCGUGCCACUGGCCACUGCCCCCGUCUUUGAGCAGAAAGCAGAGAUUUCCCUGGUGGCCAACAAACCUGAAAAGGUGGCUCCUUCACGACAGGACAUAUUCCAGGAGCAAUUGGCAGCCAUUCCAGAAUUCAAGAAUUUGGGCCCGCUUUUCAAGUCGUCUGAGGCAGCGCAGUUAACAGAGGCCGAGACCGAGUAUUUUGUUUGCUGCAUUAAGCACGUCUUCUCGAAUCAUGUUGUCUUCCAGUUUGAUUGCACAAACACCCUCAACGACCAGUUACUGGAAAAGGUGACAGUUCAGAUGGAGCCUUCCGAGGCCUACGAAGUCCUCCGCUGCAUCCCGGCUCCCAGCCUGCCCUACAACCAGCCAGGCAUGUGCUACACUCUGGUGCGGCUGCCUCUGGACGACCCAACUGCAGUUGCUUGUACUUUCAGCUGCACAAUGAAAUUCACAGUUCGGGACUGCGACCCCAACACCGGCGUGCCUGACGAUGAUGGCUAUGACGACGAAUACGUGCUGGAAGAUCUGGAACUUACUCUCUCUGACCACAUCCAGAGGAUCCUGAAGCCCAACUUCGCCGCCGCCUGGGAGGAAGUGGGGGAUGACUAUGAGAAAGAGGAAACCUUCGCUCUCAGCACCAUUAAAAGCUUGGACGAAGCCGUGAACAACAUUGUGAAGUUUCUCGGCAUGCAGCCCUGCGAGAGAUCAGAUAAAGUGCCAGAGAACAAGAAUUCCCACACCCUCUAUCUGGCUGGCAUGUUCAGAGGCGGCUUAGAUGUCCUGGUGAGGGCCCGGCUUGCUCUUGGAGACGGAGUGACCAUGCAGGUGACCGUCCGGAGCAUCGUGGAAACCCCUGUGGAUGUCAUCUUGGCUUCCGUGGGCUGACGGCCGUAACAUCUGUCCUGAAGUUGCCCAGUCCUUACUCCUCUUCUGUUCUGCAAGGCACAACAGGGGAUCUGCGGUGCUGCGGAUUUUGUCUGGCGAUUCCCUUUUCCUGUUGUCUGUGUUUAAAGGAAGUGGGGCGUGCCUGUCCUCUUCCUUUUGCUGGGGGCAGGGCGACAGCACUCUGCCCCUUCUUCGCUCCUGUAU
Candoia aspera is the source of this 2926-nucleotide messenger RNA. It is a transcript of the gene COPG2, whose product is annotated as COPI coat complex subunit gamma 2. The record is from RefSeq and is a predicted model, not a curated record. Gene Ontology annotation, cellular component: Golgi membrane; COPI vesicle coat; endoplasmic reticulum. Gene Ontology annotation, molecular function: structural molecule activity. Gene Ontology annotation, biological process: protein secretion; organelle transport along microtubule; intracellular protein transport. NCBI's taxonomy places the organism in Eukaryota, Metazoa, Chordata, Lepidosauria, Squamata, Candoiidae. Bases 107 to 2722 code for a protein of 871 amino acids. The transcript is spliced from 24 exons.